GUAUUUUACAGAUCAGUUCGAGCUGUGACAAGCUGUAUGGAGCCAUACAAGAGUGCUUGUGCAGCAGAUCAGACUUUUACGAUGAUGAUGGGUGGUAUGACUCAGGCUGCUAUGCUUUGCGGAGAUUCUGGUUGCAAUUUAAUGAAAUGCUACUCAGAUGCUGAGAUUUCUAUGGACAGUACGGGAGGAGGAUCACCAAAUAGCAGCUGUGAUGGAUUUAUGUCAUUGAAAACCUGUGUAGAAAGCCAGGAAUCGGCCUGUCUGCAGAAUCCACUUUACUCAAGUGUUCAGGAAUCUCUCAUAGGUAUCUCUUAUAGGUAUAACCUAUUUUUUAAUUAA
Molecule: messenger RNA, 339 nt
Organism: Saccostrea cuccullata (small rock oyster)
Lineage: Eukaryota; Metazoa; Mollusca; Bivalvia; Ostreida; Ostreidae
Exons: 3
Coding region: 37-339 (100 amino acids)
Source: RefSeq, a predicted model, not a curated record